UAAAAAUAAAUAAAUCAACAAACUGAGCCAUAUUUAAAAUCUAUAUAACACUUUCGCUGAUUAGAUUGUGUAGAAUCUAUAUCUUGAGUCUAGCUGUUUAUUUUAUUAUUUGUUGUGAACUCAAUAGAACACCACUCUAAUCUAGACCUUACACAUCUGUCUUCUGUAAUACUCAUGGCGUUGACUGCUUCUUGACCAUGUAGUGAGCUCUAAAAAUGAGAUUUCUUGCCCACAAUUCAACUGUGGACGCAUAUUUCUCACAUGAAACAUCCUAAGUAACAAUAUAGAGUGUAUUUUGUGCUUCACAAACAAUACAUAUCACUGUAGUGACUAAAUAAUGAUUUGACAGUUUUUAUGAUUUUUCAUUGAUUGUUUGGGUAUAAUGUGAAAUAAUGGGUGGCAAGAACUCAAAGCCCACACCCACAAGGAAUAGUGAUCAAUUAGAUGUUAUUAAUCCAGAAGCCAACCCAGAAAAGGGUAAAGAAGUUAAAGUUAUCCUUCCAAAUGGCACAUCCACUCUAAGUCGAGCUUAUGGAGUGCAAACUGCUGGUGAGUUCAAAGUUGAUUGUUUGAGACUGCAUGCUCCAAAUGCUAAACCAGAAAACAUAAAACUUGUCAUUGUUAAUACUGAGCUUGAGGAAAAAACACUUGAAGAUCAUGUUGAUAUGGAGGAUUACCUGUCUAUCAUAGAACAUAUCAUUCUGCGCUCAGUAGUGAAUCCACCUUUAGACAGUCCAGAUCUGAGAGCAGCCAUACAUUUUAAAAGAAAUACUCAACAUUAAUAUUUGUCAUAGUACCCCUAUAGUAUCUUGUGAUAGAAUUUGUGUCAUUCCUAAUAGGAAUGUUUUUUGUUUUGUUUCUUCAUUCUAUAGCUAGAAGUCAAAACAAUGAUUAUGUCAUCUAAUAAAAGUACAAUUAUUGUCAUUAAAAUAGCUUUUAAUUUAACUUUAUGGUAGAUAAUAUUAAUAUUGUUAAAGGUAAACAAAUACUAAAUAAGUAUUAAGUAAAUAGGUAAAUGUGUGUUUUUGUGUGUACUCUUAUUUUAAAGUUUUAAAUGGAUUAAGAUAUUAAGUGCCAUAAGUGCAAUAAUAUUUAUUUAAAUUAGCACUCUUGGCUACACUAAUAACUAACAAGUUCUGGAAACUGUGUAUGUAAUAUGCAAAUGGCUGGCUAACAAAACCAUUAAGGAUGCUAUGAGUUUAUUUUGGUGAUGUUUUAAUUCACCUCUUAAUUAAUUUCUUUAUGGAAUGUUCAAUUUACUGCUUUUUUUUUGUUAUUAUAUUUCAAAGAUAGAUUUUUAUAUAAAUAUCCUACAUUCUUAUCUCAUGAGCUCAUCUUAUUGUCUGUUAAUCAUCUGAUUCCUUGCCAUCUUUAGUUUGCGUUAUUUUUUGUGUACUUUUUAUGUAGAAAUGGGUCUAUAAUUUUCAAUAUUGGCUCUUACAAUUUAGCGUAUGCCAGUUAACAAUAACAGAAUGAAGUAUUUUUUAAAUUUAAUCAUACAAAUUUUUUAUAGAGCUUUAGCCAAUGUUUCCUCAAAACCAUACUUCUGCAUAUUGUUUAUUCAUUUCAAUAUUGUUUCUGAAUUUUUACUUUUAUUAUGUUUAUACAGCCGAUCCAUAUACACUGUUUCUGUAAUAGAGACACACUAAAACAACAAGCGUCUCAAUUAACACAUUGAUUUUAUUAGUCUUCUAUUUGACUCCUUUACUCCAGCCUCUGACCCACUUUUACACACAGUCCUGACUUACACACUUUCUUUGCUGUUCACUCAACCAUAUAGGCCUACAAUGAAGGUCAGCUGGUCAUUUCAUACACAGGCACACACACUGUACUACUAGCCACAAAACACAUACACUACUAUCACAGUAUCUUUUUAUUGUUCCAGAAUCAAUAACAUAGAGACAAUAAAUUAGGAAUUAUUACUUACUGAAAAAAAAAGUAUUUUAAAAACAAUACACUUUCAAAAAGAAUAAAAGUAGACCAGUUACUAUGUUAACAAAGAGUUAUAUUGAUUAUUGCUAUAAGCUAUUGCAUCUUUAUUCAAGUCAAUUCUUAAAAGUCGCACAGCUCAGAUUUUGUGUAGUACAGCAGAAAGUUGCAGCUAUUUGAAACUACAACCUUGUAGUUAUAAUUCCUAUCACAUGAUCAUUCUGCUGUCUUAUGUUUAAUAUUGACUGAAUUUGCUUAACUACACAAAAUAAAAAAUUUACCUAAUAUACUGGUUUUUUUUUCACAAAAUAUAUUGUAAUAAACCUGGUGGUGACACAGAUGGGGGUAGUGGAGUGUGUGUGGACAGCCGACAUAAAUCGCCCAGGCCAGCACUAGAUGAGCGAUCAACUGUUCUGUGUUGUGAAUAGUGAUCAGGAAUGUCCUGAGGGAUGUAGUCAUGUGAACAACCAGAAUGGUCGAGUGACAUUCCGUCCAGUUCUAGAAGGCCAUUAGGGACCCUAUAUAAAGAGCGGAGGUGUCACAGUCAAGUCGUCAGUACAGUGUGGGUUCACUACAGUCUGGUUGACUACAGCACAGUUCAGUGUGGUUCAGUGGUGUGGUUCUGUAUGGUGUAUUACAAAGGUUCUGUGCAGAG
Biomphalaria glabrata is the source of this 2584-nucleotide messenger RNA. RefSeq lists its product as uncharacterized. The coding region runs from base 393 to 782 and encodes 129 amino acids. The record is from RefSeq and is a predicted model, not a curated record. Lineage: Eukaryota; Metazoa; Mollusca; Gastropoda; Planorbidae. The transcript is spliced from 6 exons.